CUUCCACUCAGAUCAUCUACUUAAUCGCUGCAGCAUUUCGGCUUGAUCAAACCUUACUAUUUUCUUAUUGUCGCUAAUUUAUUUCUUUCCCAUCUCACAGUUACAGACAUUGAAAUAGUGUCUGAAAUUGAUGAUCUUUAGAGUCAUUCAGUCUCUCGUCACAUCAUUUGACGCUUUGCCAAUACUAGUCUUCAGUUUUCUUUCUCUCUUCUCUUGUUUUCUCCCCUCCCGUACUUGCUGAUCUGCACCUUUGCCCAGAAAAAAGCAAACGCGUGCUUUUUCUAAGAGAAGGGGAAGCAGUGGGGAGAGGGGCAGAACGAGGCAACUAACUGUUGUACUCAAAUCAUAUUUUCUGUCUCACCCUCCGACAUUUGGUCGCCUUUGUCAUUCAAGCCAACCAUCAACAAACAUUUUCUUGCUCUCUAUCUCUCUUUUGUUUAUGUGCCGCAUUAUUUCGUCUGCGGUAAAUCCUGAGUCAGGCAACACAGAAAAAAGAGAGUGAGAAAACCCAAAAUGGACAAAUCUAUCAAGGUCGUUAAGAGGCGGUCUACCAAGGUUCCGAUGGCCAAGACUCAAUCGGCUAGGUCGAGUCCUGGUGCCCAGACAAAGAGCCGGAACAAUGAAGACGCCAACGUCAAUGGGAACGGACUCUCAAAGAGGAAAAAGACGGCCUCGUCAAGUCCGCGGCCGAGGAAUGGCGCCGUCGCUCUUACAGAGACGGUAGACGAGAAGCAACAUUUAAAAACCGACAUUCAGAAUGCAUCAGUAUACAACGACGACAUGCUGCGGGAGCUUGAGGAACGCGGAGACGCCGAUAGCAUUUGCGAGGAUAUUAUCGGAUCCAGCAUCGACGACCAGUUUUUUCCUGAUAUCGAGGGAGCAUGUACACAUAGCGAGUCUAUGCAGCUGCGUCGCUUACUUCGACAGGUUGGGCCUCUCGAGUUUCUUCGAAGAACACUGGACUCGGGUGUCUUCACAGCCGAGAAGCUGCUGACGGCCUUCAGCGUGCGCCCGCCUGAUUUUCUCCAGGGACGCCCAGAUGAGGACUAUUUGCCCUUCUUGAGUCUGGCAAUGACCCGCGAGCUGCAGAAGCGUGCCAAGCUAGAGCAGUACAACAGCUUCGACGACGCCGUGAGCCUGAUCAAGCGGUCCAAGAACAUCAUCGUCCUUACCGGGGCUGGUAUAUCGACCUCUCUCGGAAUCCCAGACUUUCGGUCUAAGAACAUCGGUCUCUACUCGAUGCUGGGUGACCUCGGUCUAGACGAUCCGCAGCAGGUUUUUGACCUGGGUCUCUUUCACGAGGACCCCAGCAUAUUCUACUCCAUCGCCCGCAAGGUCCUUCCUAACCACGAGCGCUGCUCGCCGACGCAUGCAUUCAUCGCCAUGCUGCAGGAGAAGGGGAAGCUCCUGACUAACUAUACGCAAAAUAUCGACAACAUUGAAGAGACGGCUGGCAUCGACCCUGAGAGGCUCGUACAAUGCCACGGCUCCUGGUCUAGCGCCACGUGUACCCGCUGCGGCCACAAGGUUCCUGGUAAGACCAUCUUCCCUGUCGUCGAGGCGGGUGGCAUUCCUCGCUGUGAGAAGUGUGCCGCCAAAUCUGCCAGGGCCAGCAAUACCCAGGCAAAAAAUAGCUUGUCGCGGUCGCGCCAGGCGUCUAAAAGCCGCAAGCGCAAGACGAGUCACGAUGACGACGACAGCGAUGGAACAUACAGCGGCGGCCCAGUAUCCUCUACAGCGACGCCGGUCAGGGCACUGCGCACAUCGGCAAGACACAGCAACGGUGUGGCAGGUCCGGAGAUGGACGCCUCGCGCCGUCCUGUGGCCAAGGGCGAGGGCAUCAUGAAGCCCGACAUCACAUUUUUUGGCGAGGCGCUACCGAGAAGGUUCGGACAGCGGCUGCUCGGCCACGACCGGGACCUGGUAGACCUGGUCAUUGUCAUCGGAACAUCGCUCAAGGUCAAGCCUGUGUCAGAGCUCGUGCCAGUGCUGCCGGCCAACGUGCCGCAGAUCUACAUCAGCCGCGAUCCAGUAUCGCACGUCCAUUUUGACAUCGACCUGCUAGGUGACUGCGACGUUGUCGUCGCCGAGCUGUGCCGCCGUGCCGGUUGGGAUCUCGACCACGAGAUGAUACCCGAAAACCAGGAAGUGGAGACGGAGCUGGCCGAGGGCUACUGGAGUAGGCAUUACGUCCGAGCCGUGAAGAAGUGAAGAAACAUAAAACAAAUGGAUUGUGUGCCAAAUUUUGAAACAUCUGCUGCUUCUUCAAUAUUGAAGCACUUGGGUGUCUUGUCUUUUUGUUUUUUCUUCUCUCUAUUAUUAUUAUUAUUGUCCUUUCUUCCUCUCCGUCGUUUUGUCAUACCUCUUUCAGCACAGCAUGUUACUCUGAUUUAUUUUUAUUUUCCGGCCAUCAGCGAUUGUUGAACUCUGGGGGAUUUCUACUGUUUCCAACCUUUUUUUUUUCUUCUCUUUUUCUCAAAUUCUGGACGGUGUCCAGCCUCAUCCCCAGACCCUUGUUUUGUGUAUU
Molecule: messenger RNA, 2527 nt
Organism: Pyricularia grisea
Lineage: Eukaryota; Fungi; Ascomycota; Sordariomycetes; Magnaporthales; Pyriculariaceae
Exons: 2
Coding region: 514-2211 (565 amino acids)
Molecular function (GO): NAD+ binding
Source: RefSeq, a predicted model, not a curated record